Fusarium odoratissimum NRRL 54006 is the source of this 213-nucleotide messenger RNA. RefSeq lists its product as uncharacterized. The record is from RefSeq and is a predicted model, not a curated record. The coding region runs from base 1 to 213 and encodes 70 amino acids. The transcript has a single exon. Lineage: Eukaryota; Fungi; Ascomycota; Sordariomycetes; Hypocreales; Nectriaceae.
AUGAAGAUGAGCCGACAACGUUACAGUGACAUCCUCAACGAGCUCGAUAAACUCCUCCCAUAUAAACUUAUCACCAACAAUAUCGGACGUCCGGUUUCAAUGAUCCAGCGUGAGCAGCUUAGCCGGAAUUUCAGCGGCUUCCUGACUGCAAUCAACUGCAUUCGGCAACUUGCAAUUGUCAAGAAUGACAGCUCUGCUCCCAGCGAGACCUAG